AUUAUUUAGAUAUUUUCUAUAAAUUUGUCAACUUAAAUGCAUUAAUCGGCCAUAAUAUACUAAAUGCAACAGAACCAGAAUUUUCAUCCGUCGCUUGUAUAACAAGUAAUCAGACUUUGUUUGAUGAUAGAAAUAUUAUUUGUACUGGAACACUCAUUUCAAACGAGCACAUUUUGACAGCUGCCCAUUGCUUUUAUAAUGUUCAACAAUCGAGUAUUAAUGUAAUUUUAGGAUCUAUUAUUAUAUCAGCUGGAACAAAAUAUUAUAUAAUGUGGUGGAUAACAUAUAAUCAAUGGACUACGCAAAUGAGACUGCAUAUGGAAUUUCCAUCGAAUGAUAUUGCAGUAGCAAAAUUAUUGCGAACUACACGUAAUCAAAUUAUACCGGCAACUCUUUCAAUCACACCAAAUAUUAGAAUGUAUAGAUUAAAAGUUCAAGUAGCAGGCUGUGGUUUAUCUAAUGAUAAUGUUUCUCCGCAAAUAAUACAAACUGCUAAAUUAAAAAUCAUAAAAAAAAUAGAAUGUGAAGCAAUAGCUAUGAGACUCUUAGGACAUCGUGAGAUUAUUGAGGAAAGAUACCUCUGUACUAUAGCAAAUCCAUACACACUUUUAAGUAGUGGUGAUAGUGGCGGUCCGCUUUUUUAUAGAAAUAUUAUUUUAGGUAUUAAUGUGGGAAAUUAUCCAAGCUUAAAUGAUUGUAUGUAG
This is a messenger RNA of Ceratosolen solmsi marchali, 704 nucleotides long. RefSeq lists its product as uncharacterized. The transcript is spliced from 4 exons. Gene Ontology annotation, biological process: proteolysis. NCBI's taxonomy places the organism in Eukaryota, Metazoa, Arthropoda, Insecta, Hymenoptera, Agaonidae. Bases 270 to 704 code for a protein of 144 amino acids. Gene Ontology annotation, molecular function: serine-type endopeptidase activity. The record is from RefSeq and is a predicted model, not a curated record.